Messenger RNA from Pyrus x bretschneideri (Chinese white pear), 957 nucleotides. Its product is annotated as high-affinity nitrate transporter 3.2. The record is from RefSeq and is a predicted model, not a curated record. Lineage: Eukaryota; Viridiplantae; Streptophyta; Magnoliopsida; Rosales; Rosaceae. Gene Ontology annotation, biological process: response to nitrate; nitrate transmembrane transport. The transcript has 2 exons. Gene Ontology annotation, cellular component: plasma membrane. Gene Ontology annotation, molecular function: nitrate transmembrane transporter activity. Bases 100 to 711 code for a protein of 203 amino acids.
CAGUUCAUAUCAUCACCUCCAGAAUCAGAUUCUAAAGUGUUCUCUCUCUCUCUCUCUAAAAUUUCAAUCUUUGGGUGAUCUGCAAGUAAAACUUAUCAGAUGGCAUCUCAUGGGAUUCUGUUGUCUUCACUUCUUCUGCUCUCCUGCUUAUCCCAAACUUCCUAUGGGAUUGUCCUCUUUUCUUCUCUCAAGGAUAGUCUCUUUGUUACUGCUUCACACACAGAAAACCAGGUUAUGAAAGCAGGGAUAGACAAGCUCACCGUUUCAUGGGGGUUAAACCAGAGCUACGAAGCCGGCACCGACUCAACCUUCAAGACCAUCAAGGUCAAGUUAUGCUACGCGCCGGUGAGCCAAGUCGACCGCGGGUGGAGGAAGACCGUCGACAACCUCGCCAAGGACAAGACAUGCCUGUUCAAGAUCGUCGAAAGGUCGUACACCAGCAAGUCCAACGACACCGUCGAGUGGACCAUCGAGCGCGACGUGCCGGGCGCCACGUACUUCGUACGCGCCUACGCUUGCAACGCCGCGGGUCAGGAGGUGGCGUAUGGUCAGACUACGAACGCCAAAAAGACCGCCAACUUGUUUGUGGUGGAGGGAAUCAGCGGCCGCCACGUGUCGCUUGACAUUGCAUCGGUUGUCUUCAGUGUUUUCUCGGUUUUGUCCCUGGCUGGUUUCUUUAUUGCAGAGAAGAGGAGGGCAAAGUCGUCAUAAAAGUAAAAUAUGCACUGGUCAUGUCGUCAUAAGAGUAAACGCUUAAGGAUGGGGCAGGGCCAGCUUUGAGGGUGUGCUAACGGUGCCACGGACCCUUAAAGUUUUCUUUACAUGUACAAGAUAUUACUAAAUUACUCUUCCAACGCUAGUAGUUUGCGUUUUCUAUCUUUUUCGUGCAUGUAACAAGUCCUUUUUUUUUUUACAAGAAUUGAUUGAUGUCAUGAAUGCUAUUAUUGAUCUUUGACA